Molecule: messenger RNA, 1283 nt
Organism: Daldinia loculata
Lineage: Eukaryota; Fungi; Ascomycota; Sordariomycetes; Xylariales; Hypoxylaceae
Exons: 4
Coding region: 568-1047 (159 amino acids)
Source: RefSeq, a predicted model, not a curated record
CGCGGACCUUGGACCUUGCCUCUUGCCUCUUGCCUCUUGCUACCUACCGUUUGAUCCUUUAAAGUUUCCGUACCUGUAUCAUGACCCAAUCGGGACAAUCCCGCCUCUAUCCCGCCGCUAUCCUAGCAGCUCCUUCCCCUAUUCUGACACCGCACUCCACGUCGGUUCGGUUCGGUACUUUUACGUACUUCGACACCAUAAUCGUUCGACUUACUCAUCAUACCUAACCCGCCAUCCUUAUUGUUUCAACUUCAUCAUCUUGUUUUCCUUUCCUUCUAGAAGGAAGCGUUCCUGCCGGACACAUUCUUGUUUACUAAAUCUUACGUGGGUCUAACUUCACAAGUCUAAUACAAGUCUAUCAAGUCUAGUUAAUACAUAGCCAAACGCUUAUCGCAUGGUUACGGUUUGACCCGCUACUAUACGUGGACUCUCUUAUACACAAGCAGACAGAUCACUUACACCUAAUACUCUAUCCGUUACCCGCCACAAUAUAUCUGGUUGGAGGUUACGUAGAUAUUAAUAUCAACUAUUUAUUCCAAGUUUAUAAUAUAAAGGGUACUUGGGAUUAUGGCCUCGCAACUACCGGCGUUCCCCCGCACUGUCUUCACUAUCGUAGAGCCUAUCUCUCUUAUUGGUGGCUUUCUCGGGCCCUUCUUAGACCCCGAGUGGUUUAUAGCCUCACAGAUUGACGCCCUAGAUGGCAGUAAUCUCGCUCCGCGAGACGAUAAUGCACGCCUAAUCGCCCUCCAGUUAGGAAACACAUACGGGCUCCUAUUCCUUCUUGGAGUAGCUGUGCUAUAUACCACUACCGAGCUCAAGGUUGUCCGUAACUAUCUCAUCGCUCUAUGGAUCGCGGAUAUAAGUCACGUCGGCGUUACUUGCUGGCUGCUUGGGUAUGAUAGAACGUUGGACGUGGGUUCGUGGAACGCCGUGACCUGGGGUAAUGUUGGGUUUACUACCUUCCUAUGCUUAACCCGUACAGCCUACCUCCUCGGGCUCUUCGGCCCAGACCGCAAAACCGUCACGACAUCCAAAAAGGUUGCUUGAGCUAGGUACUUAGGUAACUGCCACUCUUAAAAAUAAGUAACACUACAAGGCCACAUUUGCUCGAUUCAUACCUAUGAAAGACGAAGAGCCCCUAGUAACUAGAAAUUUUCAAUUGACCGGAGAAUUUGACCGUAACCCCCUGAAAGCCGAGACGGCCCUUCUGCCUACCAGCCUGCCUGCAACUUAGUUGCUCAUCUGUCCAUAUUUCCUCCCUGUCUGCAAUACCUGAAAACUGU